This is a messenger RNA of Solanum dulcamara, 1310 nucleotides long. Its product is annotated as trans-resveratrol di-O-methyltransferase-like. Lineage: Eukaryota; Viridiplantae; Streptophyta; Magnoliopsida; Solanales; Solanaceae. The transcript is spliced from 2 exons. Gene Ontology annotation, molecular function: O-methyltransferase activity; protein dimerization activity; S-adenosylmethionine-dependent methyltransferase activity. The record is from RefSeq and is a predicted model, not a curated record. The coding region runs from base 99 to 1151 and encodes 350 amino acids. Gene Ontology annotation, biological process: methylation.
AAUAUGGUAUCUUAUUUAUCACUUGUCCUCUAAUUCAUCUUAUAAAUAUAGAUUUCAUAAUCACAAACACCACAUCUCAAAGAAACAAUCUCACAAAUAUGUCAUUGUCCAAAGACGAAACUAGUGAAGUCCUUGCCGCUCAAGCACACAUAGCGAACCAUGUAUUCAGCUACAUCAAUUCUAUGUCUCUCAAAUGUGCAAUUCAGCUCGAAAUUCCGGAUAUCAUCCAUAGCCAUGGCCGAGCCAUGACCCUAUCCGAUUUAGUGAAUGCUCUCCCUAUCAACAAAUCCAAAGGUCAGGAUUGUAUUUAUCGUCUCAUGCGUAUUUUAAUUCAUGCUGGCUUUUUUAUUCAAGGAGAAGAUGGUUAUUUACUUACACCAACUUCGCGUCUUCUACUUAAAAAUGAGCCGUUGAGUCUAGCCCCGUUUGUGCAAGCACAAUUGGAUCCAAUUUUAAUGAAUCCUUGGCACUCACUCGGUGAAUGGUUCAAGAACAGGGACUCUACCCCGUUCGCGACUGCUCAUGGGAAGCCGUUGUUUGAAUAUGCAGGGGAUGAACCAAGGCUUAACCGUUUAUUUAACGAAGCCAUGGGUAGUGAUGCCCGAUUGAUCAUGAGUGUGUUGAUUAAAAAUGGUAAGGGAGUUUUUGAAGGGUUGAAAUCGUUGAUAGACGUUGGAGGCGGCACUGGAACUGUGGCUAAAGCUAUUUCUAAUGCAUUUCCAGAGUUGAAGUGCUCUGUUUUCGAUCUGCCCCAUGUAGUUGAAGGCUUGGAGGGGGGCAACAACCUGAGCUAUAUCGGCGGAGACAUGUUUAAGUCCGUUCCUUCUGCUGAUGCAGUUUUACUAAAGUGGAUAUUACAUGACUGGAGCGACGAAGACUGUGUUAAAAUAUUGAAGAAAUGUAAAGAAGCAAUUCCAAGUAAAGAGAAUGGAGGAAAGGUGAUUGUCAUUGACAUUGUGGUUGAUAACCAGAAAGGAGAUGACAAAUCAUUUGAAACUCAAUUGUUCUCAGAUGUACUCAUGAUGGUUCAUGUUUCUGGUAGAGAAAGAAAUCAACAAGAGUGGGCAAAACUAUUCUCUGAUGCUGGUUUUAGUGACUACAAGAUUAGUCCUAUCUUGGGAUUAAGGUCUGUUAUUGAGGUUUACCCUUAAUAUAAUACAACAAGUCCAAAUAAACAUAGACCUAGUCAAAUAUAAUGAUGAGGUGAGUGAAGCAUGCAUUUUGAACUUUUAGAAUAAGGUAAUAUUAGAAAGCAGAGAAAUCUUGUGAGUGUUCACCCUUGUGAAGGUUAGUAUGAACAUUGUUCUUUU